Messenger RNA from Cornus florida, 1763 nucleotides. RefSeq names its product glycosyltransferase BC10-like. Gene Ontology annotation, cellular component: membrane. The transcript is spliced from 2 exons. The record is from RefSeq and is a predicted model, not a curated record. Gene Ontology annotation, molecular function: glycosyltransferase activity. NCBI's taxonomy places the organism in Eukaryota, Viridiplantae, Streptophyta, Magnoliopsida, Cornales, Cornaceae. Bases 363 to 1595 code for a protein of 410 amino acids.
ACAUACGACAACAUAUUUUUAUACAAAUUAAACCAGUAUUUGAAUACAAGUUGAAACUUCAAAUUAAGAGUCCUACUCCAACCCUUACAUAUUACAAAGGCUGCAGGCCCUCUCCAUCAAAUUUGGCGCAUCCUCCAUCUUUUCUCUCUGUUCAAUUCCUUCCUCUUGAUUCCCCUUUCCAACGACAUACAUAUUCAUAUCUAUAUCAUAUUCUAUACAAGUUGAUACAGAGAUAUAUAUAGAAGUUGAUACAGAGAUACCCUUUUCUGUGGUUUUGAGAAGGAAACAUCGAAUUUCAAUUUUAAAUUCGGCAUAUACUUCCUUUUUUUCUCUCUCUCUGCUUGCUUUCUCCGUCAAGAACAAUGAAGACUCAAAAUCAACAAAUUCCAGUAUUGGCCUCAGCUAUGAAGCUCUUCAAUGCACCAUUCCAGUUUGCUAAUCUCCUUUCAUAUGUCAUCAUCUUUGCUUUCGGUCUCACCUUUGGUAUCAUACUCAGUUUCCAUCUCCAAAACUUCUCAUUCAAUCUCCGCGUUACUCAAUUAUCCCUCUCCACUUCACAAUCACCGCCACUGCUGCCGCCACCGCCAAUGCAGCCAGCGCCACCAGCACCGCCAUCAAUCCCGCCAACCACCGGAGAUUCCAACAAUAGUAGCACUCAUAUUGGACUGGGAGAUUAUGUAAAGCCGCCUCGCGUCAUGCACGACAUGGAGGAUGGUGAAUUGCUAUGGAGAGCCUCAAUGACUCCGAGGAUUCAAGAAUUUCCAUUCAAGAGAGUUCCAAAGGUUGCCUUCAUGUUCUUGACUCGAGGACCGGUGUUGCUAGCCCCGUUGUGGGAGAAGUUCUUCAAAGGACAUGAAGGGCUCUACUCGAUCUACGUCCACUCUGAUCCGUCUUUCAACGGAUCAGAGCCUCGAAAUUCAGUAUUCCAAGGUCGGAGAAUUCCCAGUAAGGGAGUCGAAUGGGGAAAGGUGAACAUGAUAGAAGCAGAGCGUCGCCUACUAGGCAAUGCUCUUCUCGACAUCUCAAACCAACGAUUCGUUCUACUCUCGGAAUCAUGCAUUCCUCUCUUCAAUUUCUCUACCGUUUACUCUCACCUCAUCAACUCCACCAAAAAUUUCGUAGAGGCCUAUGACCUAGAGGGGCCAGUUGGUCGUGGGCGAUAUAGACAUCAAAUGAGUCCUACCAUCAGAAUCGAACAAUGGAGGAAAGGAUCACAAUGGUUCGAGAUGGAUCGAGACCUUGCCAUAGAGGUCAUCUCUGACAAGAAGUAUUUCCCAUUGUUUCAGAAGCACUGCAAGGGUUCGUGUUAUGCUGAUGAACACUACUUGCCAACGUUUGUGAGCAUGAGGUUUGGGGAGAGGAAUUCGAACCGGACUUUGACUCGGGUCGACUGGUCGAGAGGCGGGCCCCACCCGGCUAGUUUUUUGAGAAACCAUGUGACCAUAGAGUUCUUGGAGAAGAUGAGGAGUGACAGCAGAUGUGAGUACAAUGGGAAUACAACCAAUGUGUGCUUCUUGUUUGCAAGGAAGUUCUCCACUCAUGCAUUGGACAGAUUGUUGAGGUUUGCACCAAAGGUUAUGCAGUUCAACAAUUAAGCCUAUAUAAAUGUACAGCCCAUCAUCAAUUCUUUCUUUGUAACAUUUUGAGGACACAACAGACGAAUGACCUCAAAAUAUGUAAUUCUUUCAUUUUAUUCUCCUCAGUAUAGUGUACUUUGUGUUUCAAUAUAAAUUGAAAAUUUUCAAUCGUACAAAUUAUGUAAA